Messenger RNA from Porites evermanni, 28860 nucleotides. The record is from the annotation of a GenBank genome assembly. NCBI's taxonomy places the organism in Eukaryota, Metazoa, Cnidaria, Anthozoa, Scleractinia, Poritidae.
CUCUUUCCUUUCACGUGUGUCGCUAAUUCCAACAUGGCGCACUAUAAUUUCAAGAAAAUUACAGUCGUUCCUUCGGCAAAGGUGAGGACAGAAUGAGAAUCUUUUAAGUUUUUCGAGUUUCCAACUUACUGAUAAAUGUUUUUCUCCUGCUCCAGGACUUUGUCGAUAUCGUCCUGUCGAGGACGCAGAGGAAAACACCGACUGUUAUUCAUCGGUAGGUUGACGUGUAUGGAUAUAUGCGUAAUGGUUUGUUUUAGAGUAAUCAGCUUACAGGCAUUUUGUUCGGUUUUUUAAAGAAAAGUGAUUUUUGCUAUAGUCAGCUGGAUAAUUCCCAAGGAAAAAUCUAAUCUGUUCAGUGAAAUAUCAGUAGAAGCCAGCUGACGAGUCAAUUUAGGUUUGUUUUCAUAUGUGCUUUCUAAUGCUAUCGAAUGAAGCUCUUGGCUUACUUGGACACCCCACUCUACCCCUUUUGUUGUCCGUAUUAUGAUAUUUUAAUUGUGCCGUAAGCAAGUCUUUAUUUAGCGUUUUACACAUUCUAGCCAGUAGGUAGAGAGAAGGUUGGUUGCAUGGCCAAGCUCAUGGUAUCAUUGUAGCACAUUACAGAUCAUGGUGCUUUAAUUCUGAAUGCUGUGCACAUUUGUCUUUUCCAGACACUACAAAAUAAGCCGGAUUCGUGGUUUUUACAUGCGAAAGAUCAAAUUUACCCAGCAGAAUUACCAUGACAAACUAUCACAAAUUAUCAGUGAUUUUCCAAGGCUAGAGGUAAUAAAGAUUAGGUUCUGUGGUAUCUUUUCAUUUACUCCCAGGGUUCACACCACCUUAGAAGUCCUUGAAUGUCAUUGAAUUUUAAAAUAAAAAUUCAAGGCCUUGAAAAUCCUUGAAAAUUGCAGUCAGUGCUGGAAGGUCCUUGAGUUUUGGUGCUAACUUUGUCCAACCUGGAUUCUCAAGUCAAGGGCGCCCAACGUCAAUUUUCGGAAAAUAUCUGUUCGGAAACAUUUUCGGAACAUUUGUUGUAAAAUUUCUUGCUUGCCUGCCUCUCCUAGGAUUUUCGAACAUCUAAAAAAUGGUAUAAUUGCCCAUUUUUAACAGAUUUUUACCCUAAAAAGAUCACCUUGAACUUUCGGGAGCCUUUUUUCUGGCUGAAAUUUGCGAAAAAGGUAAGUUUUGAUCCUUAUAAUUUUCGGAUCAAUAGACUUUCAACUAGUUUAUCCGAACAGAUGAAAAUUUUUUGGGGAAUAAAAAUAUCCCUACAUCUACCAUUUAAAUACUAACAUACGUUUAACAAUGCUAUGUUUAAGUGGUUUUGAACUAUAUUCACGUUUGGGUGCCCCUGUCAAGUACCUUAAAGGAGCAAACACAAAAAGACCUUUAGAAUAAGAUUGCUCUUGUUGUAGAAGAUCUAAAAAAGAGAUAUACUCAAGGCUCUUUUUGUAGUAUAUGGAGUCCUUGAAAAUGGGAAAUGUGUCCUUGAAAGUCCUUGAAACGCCCUGGAAUUUUUUGUUCAAAAAAGGGUACGAACCCUGUAUCCUGUGCUGUGAAAAAUGCAGCCAAUUAGGGAGCCCUUAGCCCUUGAAAAAUUCUUGAAAUUUGCCCAGCAAUUUUCCAGAUCUGGAAAAAGUCUUGAAAAUGGAGACGAAGUCUGAAAAAAUGGUAAAAAGACGAAUUUUUUUUUAAGGCAGCAUGUAAAUUAAAUAUUUUUCAUUUUGGUCAAAUCUUAUUCAAUCUUGUCCAUACACUUACAGCACAUCAUGAAAAAAGCUUUGUUCCUGCAUUUUAAAGACCUUAAGUCUGGAAAAAGAAAUUAUUGUUUUGGAAAAAAGUCUCGAAAAAGUCUUGAGUUAUAGAUCCAAAAAUCUGUAUGAACCCUGGGAGCUGGAUACAAUGUGUUAGCAACAUGUUUCAUAUGUGAAAAUCAAUUUUGUUCUUCUAUGUUCAAAAAUGCUUCUUGCUGGCUAGCCUGUGCCAGUCCCUCAGAUAGUAGGGAUGUCGCAAAAUCAAGGUCAAGUGAAAACUGGGUUUGCAUGAUCUGGGAAACGGAUCAGAUUUGACAUCUCUUCUCAUGGGAGAAUGGGCAUGGUAUGGUUACCCUGUAAGCAAGCUCUUUUGUUUUGUCAGCCCUUGGUAACUUUCAGGAAAAAAAAAAUCAGUUUUUACAGCUGUAUCCUGCUCAUGCUUUUGCAUAAGGGAUCACAGAAUAAUAAGUUAGCUCUUUCAUUGUCACCUAGAGAAGAUUACACUGUAGCUAGUGACAGGGCAGGCCACUGGAAUUCCAGCAUUACAUGUGUGUUUCUUGAGUGUAAAUCUCUCAUAUUGCAUGCAAAUUACACAAGAAAUAUACUUGUGAAAUGUGUGUAAAAAUACAUGCAAAACUAAACAAGAAAAUACAAAUUAAUAUUUAUUUAUUUUACAAUUUACUUCUCAGAAGACUACAUCAUGAAAUAGCUAUACCUGUAAUUUCUUUAAUCAUGAGUUGCUCUCCUACUCUUUUCAGGAUAUCCAUCCGUUCUAUGCUGAUCUAAUGAAUGUAUUGUAUGACAAGGACCACUACAAACUGGCAUUAGGUCAAAUAAACACAGCGAGACAUUUGAUUGACAGGUAAGGGUAAUAUAUAGUAACCUAUUAGAAAUAGAGCUUAUAUCACCUCUGAGAUCUCUCAAAAGAUACAAAUGUAUAAUCACUGCACUGCAAUGUAGUGUUUGUUUCUUUUUGUAACAGUGUUGCCAAAGACUAUGUGAGGCUUAUGAAGUAUGGUGACUCAUUGUACAGAUGUAAACAGCUGAAGAGAGCAGCUCUCGGAAGGUAAGCACUCUACCAACAUUAGCCUCCUUCCCCAGAUAAUUUGGACUUAUGAUAAUCUGUACUUCUGUACAUAAUCUGUGCAUAAUCGGUACACUGUAAGUGUCCAUCAAAUAAUUGUUUUAUGAUACAUUGUAUUGCACUAAAACACAGUCUUCUUUUAAUCUUUAUUAUAGGAUGUGUACAAUCAUGAAAAGACAAAACCAGAGUUUACAAUACUUGGAACAAGGUAUGAAACUUUUUACGUCUCUUAUAAAGUACCACUAGUGUACAGUGAAAAUAAGACUUUAAGUUGCUGGAUAAAAUUUAUUAUUAUUCAUUCAAAAUAUUUUCCCAAUAUUGAUUGGCUAAAAGCAUGCACAUAAUUCACCAUAACUAGUUAUUGAUGACCAAAUUUGGAAGGAUUUUGUGUUUAACGAGGAAAUGAAGUCAAAAUGCACCCUUCUACACAUUAAUGAACCGUUAACCGAGAAGACCUGGGGACAAGAUUGAUUUGUUUUCGUUGUAAAAACUAAAAUGGCAGACACUUCACUCGUUUCAAGAGUAAGAACUACAGCUGGAACUAGGCAAAAUAAUGGCUAAAAACAUAGCAAAAACAGCAAGAAGACAACUCGGAGGGCGACAUCUGCUAUUUAGAGAAUAUUUACGGAGGUGGACAAACCUAAUCGUAAACUAUCAAAGAUAAACUUAACAUCGAUGCAGGUAAGCUUGUUGUAGCUAUGUUUUUAAACUAGAAAUUAUUUUGAAUGAAUAAUAAAACAAUUAUUGAAUUCGGCUUUCGUAUCAUAUGAAGAAUUAUGGAGAUCUCAGAGGCCGUAUACACCCUCCUGGAUCUCCAUAAUUCUUCAGAAGAUACUCAGCCUCAUUCAUUAAUUGUUAAAUAGUAGGGAAUCAAACAGCUACAGAUUUCUUUAGUUCUCUUUUUCCUCUACAUUCCCAUGAAAGUAGCCAUGGGUCAUCUUCAUAGUAGCUGGGGAAAAUCCCUGGCCCUGUUUACUUAAUGACAGCCUUGUUAACUGAUCUAGCUGUUUAACUCCUCAAGGAAAAAAACAAGGCUGUUUGUUUCAGUAGCCAGACCAUUCUAAGAUUCAGUGAAGUUUCCCAUGUAGCCAUCCCCUAACCUAACAUUUUGCUGUCAUUGAUAAGUUAUUAGAUUUAGAUCAAUCAUAUUGUGUUUUUCUUGUAUGUAGGGAGUGUUUGUUAGACCAUCUACCAAAUAUUAGAAUAAAGGGAAUUAACUCUUGGAAUCACUUGUUUUAGCAUUACUCAGUAUGUAAUAUCUUGAAAUCUGUUAAAAUAAAAUAUUAACAUGUACACUGUACAUGUAUCUAGCUUUCAAGAGGUCCAAAAAACAUGAUAGAAGGGAUUUGCAGCAAUACUUAGGCACAUUCUUAUUUCUGGAAUAUGAUGAAUCAAACACACACAGCUCUAGGUUAAUAUACAGAUAUCCAUCAGCAAAUAUAUGUACAUAGCGCGUGUGCAUUUGUUAUACAUNUUGGAAUCACUUGUUUUAGCAUUACUCAGUAUGUAAUAUCUUGAAAUCUGUUAAAAUAAAAUAUUAACAUGUACACUGUACAUGUAUCUAGCUUUCAAGAGGUCCAAAAAACAUGAUAGAAGGGAUUUGCAGCAAUACUUAGGCACAUUCUUAUUUCUGGAAUAUGAUGAAUCAAACACACACAGCUCUAGGUUAAUAUACAGAUAUCCAUCAGCAAAUAUAUGUACAUAGCGCGUGUGCAUUUGUUAUACAUGUACUAUAGGUGAAUUUUGCUAUAACUUUUUUCACUGAUGUUUGUAGUGCGGCAACAUGUGGCCAGGCUUCCAUCAAUCAAUCCUAACACAAGGACCCUGCUGGUGUGUGGGUUUCCAAAUGUUGGCAAGUCAAGUUUUAUGAAUAAGGUAUGCAUUGCUCUCACAAGAUACGAAUGGUGUGAGAUGGUCACACUGGAAACUCUGUAAGGUUUAUUACCUUUAUGAUCUGUCUGGCAAGUCCUGACUUUUGGAAAGUGGUGUUAGAUUGUUGGAAGGUAAAAUGAAAACUUCAUGCACUGGGCCACGUGUAACAAAUGUUACCUUUGUACUUAAAUGUACUACAAGUAAAAGCCAGGCAUUGUGAAUUCCAAUCACUUGGUGAUCCUCAGGCAGUUAACAGAGUAAUAUUUAUUAUUUUAAGGUUUAUAACCAUAGCAUUGUAACAAACAUUUUUUUUUUUCUCAAGGUGACAAGAGCAGAUGUUGAAGUCCAGCCAUACGCCUUUACAACCAAGUCCCUGUUUGUCGGCCACAUGGAUUACAAGUAUCUCAGAUGGCAGGUCAGACCAGAGUUUUACCUGAACACAUGUAUAUGUUGACUGUGUACAUUUACAUGUGCCACAGCCCAGCUUUUUUACAUGUAGUUUUAUGUUGUGUUUUUCUACUAAUCCUCUGACAAUUCAUGCAGCAUAAUACACCAAAAGAAAAUGACAUUUUCUAUCUGAAGUCAUUAUUGGCAUCUGUCCAAUUUAGUGAAGGAAAGUUUUUAAUUGGUAUUAGCUGCAUUGGCAAGGAACCACACAAAAUUGAUACUGGUAUGGUAUCAAAAUUGCAGCUUUUACAUUUGUCAAAAUGAUACUGCUUCAACAUGCAAGCUGAUGUUGUUAUAAUGGUCUGUUGAUAUUGGUACAGUACAAACUAGUACUAGUAUUGUACAAAAUUGACAGGAAAUGGUAAUACACGUUUACAUUGGCACUUCAGAACAAAGAUGAUGUUGUUACUGUACCUUUGUGAAACCCACUUUUUUACCAAACAUGGUGAUAGCUGGCUGAUAGUCUAUUGUUGUUGGUACAGUACAAAAUUGAUUUUGUUAGUGUACCAAAUUAUACAGUCACAGUGCAAAAUCAGUAUAAAUUUGGUACAAUGCUAAAUGAGGUAGAGUACAGUAGAAAAAUUGUUACAAAUAGUAUUGGUUCUGCACAGUGUUAUUACUGGUAUUGUGUGGUUCCANGCAAGGAACCACACAAAAUUGAUACUGGUAUGGUAUCAAAAUUGCAGCUUUUACAUUUGUCAAAAUGAUACUGCUUCAACAUGCAAGCUGAUGUUGUUAUAAUGGUCUGUUGAUAUUGGUACAGUACAAACAAGUACUAGUAUUGUACAAAAUUGACAGGAAAUGGUAAUACACGUUUACAUUGGCACUUCAGAACAAAGAUGAUGUUGUUACUGUACCUUUGUGAAACCCACUUUUUUACCAAACAGGGUGAUAGCUGGCUGAUAGUCUAUUGUUGUUGGUACAGUACAAAAUUGAUUUUGUUAAUGUACCAAAUGAUACAGUCACAGUGCAAAAUCAAUAUAAAUUUGGUACAAUGCUAAAUGAGGUAGAGUACAGUAGAAAAAUUGUUACAAAUGGUAUUGGUUCUGCACAGUGUUAUUACUGGUAUUGUGUGGUUCCAGAAAAUAUCCAUGCCCCCCAACGGAAGACUCUUUGAUUUGCACACCCCCCACCCCCCAGGAUUUUCCAUUCCAGGGGGUUCUUUGAUGACCCCCCUCUCCCAAGGAAUUUCCAGAAUUUUUAAACAGGGACUUGGCUUACCACCCUUUGGAAAUUCAAAGUGGCUUUGGUACUUAAAAACAAAGAAAGUGAAUACUAACUCAGUUAUGAAAAUACGGUAGAAUUUUAUUACAACAGUGCAGUGUAAACAUUUGUUAAGCGUAUUAUUCACCCAAACUUUUAGCUUCUUCACCAUCAUGUUUGCAAAUUAUGUGUGUGUUGUUUUUAUGUAAGCUUAUAAGUUUAAACAUUUGGGUUGCAAAGUUUAAACGUCGAUUGUUCUAUGUUUUUGUGCUUACUCCAACACAAACAUUAGAUAAUCAGUAAUUUUGUUACAAAUAGUUAUGGUGAGUCCUGGAAUUCAUCUUGUGAAAAAUCGCAAGUCCUGGUCCAGAACCAUUAAGUCCCAAUUCAUAAAGCAACGAGUGCCGGGGUCUUUUUUAACUAUACAGUUAAUCUGAAGAUAGACUCCGAAACUUUGUAUUACAGUUUACUGACAUAAAAAAUAUACUCCUUCUGUUGUAAAGCACAGCAAAGACUAAAAGAAGUAAGUGUCAUUUAACAACAGCCACAGAAAUCACACAAACAGGAUAUUCUACAGAAACCCCAAAUCAAUCAAUCAAUAUUUGAGUCCUACGGGAUGCAUAUGCCAUAAAUUAUUUUGCAUCUUUGGGGAUUUUCAUGCAUUAGGGAUGCAGGAUGCAGAGGUAACAAAAAAAGUACAAAGUGAUAUUUUCUUUGAGCUGUGCAAUGUGAGGCUUGAAAAGUGGCAUUUUGUACUGGACAAAAUUCAUGUUUGAUACUGUGCAAUGUGAGGCUGGUACAGUCAGAAUUGACUUUGCGACAGUACAAAAAUGAUGUUUGUUGUUAUACAAUAUGAGGCGGAUCCAAUCAAAAGUAAAAUAAAAGUAAAAACUAUGGGCAACCUCUGGAUAAUUGUUUAGAAAAAUCCUUUUGCCCCCAUCCACAUCUUUGACCUCAGAGCUUUCGCUCCACUGUAUUUCCAACACAAACAAAAAGUACAACCAAACAACUACCUGCUAUGCAGGCUACAUGUACUACUACCAAUAGAGAAGUGAACUGCUCGGGAAGCAACCACGUUUGUGCUUCAUUUUAUAAUGAAAACUACUGAUAGGAGGUUCAGGUUGUACAUUUCCACACCUUGAUAAAUUUUCAUGAUCAAUAUAUAAGCUCAUCUGCAGGUUACUGGCUAUGAGUGCAUGUACAGCUGUAAGUGAUUCAUUUAAAGCUAAAAGAUUACUGGGAACUUUUAGAGAUUUAUGAGAUACUACAAAGUUUGAGUAAACAAGUGUUGGAAUGUGCGGGUCACAUAAAAAAAGGUCCCUUAGGGUGGAUUGCCACUGUCACAUAAUACUCACAAGCGUACAUGUACAGUAUGUAAGUGUACAAACAUAACUUUUAGGCACGUAAAGUAAAAAAGAGGUAAUGUAUGGAAGGCCAUGCAUUAAUGUAAAAGUUGAACCUUGCUCAACUAAAUGCAUGAUUUAUUGGCAAAGUUCUUCCUUUGUUGUUACUGGAAAUUAUUUUAAACUGUCUCAUUGCUUAUGAUUAAGAUACUUGUAGUGUAUAGUAGACAACCUGUACCAACAGCGAGUGUUCAUGCUUUCGUAGCAAACGUGAAAGUGACAAGCCUGUCCCCAGGGUUCUCUCUCAAGUAUGCGAGAGUGAAUGUACAACUCAGGCACCCUUCAGCAACAACAAACUAUGUUGUUUUCAUAUCGGUCAGUGAGCUCGGGUUGGCACAGUAGAGCCAAUCUCUGUCAACACAAAGUUAGCGAGUGAACAUUUGCAUAUCAAAACCUAUCACAAAAACUCUUUGGAUACCCUUUGAGUAUCUACAUGUUAAAAAACUGAUUUACAGUGAAGGUACAUUACAACAUUAUUUAUUGCUGCUGUUCAACAUUUGUCUGGCCUUAAUAAAUUAAUUUUAACAAUUCUGGCCUCACAUACAUAAGAUGUUCAAAGUGAAAAGUUUAUUUAGGAUGACUUAGUCAGUGAUCUGAUGUAUCCUAGUUACAUCAAUGAUAAUGAUAAAUAGUGCUAUAUAAAUUAUGUUAGAAAAUGUGCUUGACCGAAUAACAAAAACCACUAAAAAGGGCCCUUGAAAAGUGGCUAAAAAUAUGUGGAAACAUGUUCCCCUACUUAACAUGCAGCAGCAUGAAACCCUGGGGAAAGGGUUCAAGAAAAAGUAACAUUGAAGACCUUGAUAUUUUUAAAACUACAGUAUUCCAAACAGAGGCUACUGGUAAUUUUAAGAACUUGAAAAGGAUGCAAAAAAUAAGUGCAAUUAAUACUGUAAUAUAUUAUAAUCUGCAGUUAUUCCAAAAUUAUAUAGAAUUGAACAACUGUUAGUUACCAUGUAAAGUAUUUCAAAAAAAAGCAAAACCAAAAAAAUUGAUCACAACUACCCACAUGUCUCUAAAGUGUGCCAUAAGAUUUAUUUUAAAAUUUCUGAGAUGUUUCAAUGUUGUUCCCAUGUCUCUCAAUGGUGAAAAUUACAUUUGGCACUACACUGUACUUUAUUGGGAAAUUAAACUUUUGACUAACAGUCAUUGUGGUUUCAUGUGUGUAAGUUGAUUUUGUAUGCUGGUCAUACAAUAUUACCAGUCUGUACAUGUAUGCAUGUGUUGUAUUUUUAUUAUUCAUAGGUUGUUGACACUCCAGGAAUCCUCGACCAUUCAUUAGAAGAAAGAAACACGAUAGAAAUGCAGGUUAGAAAGUUUGUCAAUGUUAUAUAAACUUUUUAUUACAAAUCAUUGGGAUUUUAGUUAAAAAGAACGAUCUAAACAUUUACUUGAAUUUUUUAGGCAAUUACUGCCCUUGCUCACUUGCGAGCGGCAAUUCUCUACGUGAUGGACAUUUCAGAGCAGUGUGGUCACACUCUUGAGGAACAGAUAGAGCUGUUUAAUGGCAUUAGACCUCUGUUUGCAAACAAACCCUUGCUGGUGAUCUUAAACAAAAUUGAUGUUCUUAGACCUGGUGAGCUUUCUGAGGAGAAGAAAGAGUUGAUUAAAGUUUUUGAUCAAGAAGGUAAUAUUCUGCUUGAUCUUCAUAACAUUGCAGUACUGCACCAUGCUGCAGUACAGUCCACCUACUUUACCAGACUUGACCUAGGAAACCCUUAAUGCUCUAAUCAUCAUCUCAUUAUCAUUAUCAUCAUCAUGAAAAUCAUUAUCUUGGUGAUCAUCAUGAUGAUGGUCAUCAUCAUCAUUGACGUCAUUAUCAUCAUCAUCACCAUCAUCAUCACUACCACCACUGUCAUCAUCAUCAUCAUCAUCCUUUGCCUGCGAGCAAGCUCUCCAUUUGUGGGACAUCAUGAAAAGUAGACACUUGAGCGGAGACAUGAAAGUGGCCGCUGGGGGACAGAAAGAUGAGCUUGCAACGAUCACUCAUUAAUUUCAUUUCCACCGCUGACACACCAAAGCAUUAAAACUGUCACGGCAAACAUGCUGCAGAUUAGAAAGUCACGUUAAGACAGCCGAGGGCACAUAGAAUUUAUUUAUUUUUUAAAUCCCUUUCUCAACAGCUUUCCACUGCACCAAAGCAAUGUUUUUGACCACGGAUGUGUUUUUUAAUCCUCUGGACAUCAAACUACAAUGGUCCGCUCGGAUAAGAACUCAAUACUUUGAUUCUCGUUUCAUGUAAUAUAUCAAACAUGAGAUGCAGUGUUUCAUCACCAGAUGAAACACCGAGAAGAGAGUUGAAAAUACGACGCGCAGCGGAGUAUUUUUGACGAACUUCGAGCUGUUUCAUCUGGUGAUGAAACACUGUGUCGAAUGUUUGAUAUUUCUUCUCAAACAAAAUCAUUUUUGAAGGAGAAAUUAAAGAUGCAAAAAUGAGCAGUUUUUCAUCGGAUAUCCAAACACUCAUUAAACAUUAAUUUCCUUUGAAUUCUCUUUAUGAAUUAUUAAUGAGUUUGAGAAUUACAUUUGAAAGGUCAUCCACAGUCAGAAGACUAAGCUCGCCGUCGCAAUCACCAGUUGUUUAAACAUAGUAUAUUUUUGUCUGUUUCGGAACUGGAGAAGAGCAUUUUCCUGGACCUGGUUCUCUUAUGUUUUACUCCUCAGUUGCUUCCUACUCUUUCUAUUGACCUUCUUGACAGUCAGCUGCUAAUUCUUCGUCAGCUACACUGUCAUGUACCAGUUUCUGAAUUUUCUGUGCCCAGUGGAAUUCAUUAGGCAAAAAAAGGAACGUUGGAAGGCAGUACUUGAAUCAGGACUAAACAAGGCACUUGAUACAAACAAAUGCAACUGAUGAAGGGUUCUGAUUUUCUGAUAAUCCUCAGCUCGCAACAUUUUAUUGGCAACACUUUCACACGUACAGCUGUACAACAAUUACAUCAAUGAACCCGUCUGCUUUGAGGGCUGAAACAUGUUCUAGGUUCCAGUGUGAUCCCCCUUAGAUCCAAAUUUGACACGCAGAUGAAAGUUCUCUUUUACAGAAGGAGAAAGCGAUUUUCUGCCUUUGCCAGUCUUCUUUUUCAAAGUGAGUUCAGCGAUCGACGACAUAACCCUGGUUUUGGUGAUAAUACAUUUCCCGUGAGCUAGGCCUGUUAUCAAUCAACUUUGAUAUCUGGAAUGUCAUUUUUCCCUUCAUCUGGGCAAAGUACACGUACAAAUGAAAAAUUUAUGAGAGAUUGUUGCAAGUUCUCCUUUCCUUGGCCUCUCGCUGCUUUGCCGCUCAUGCGUUCUUGUGUGGCUCACUUGGCUCACCCAAAUAGGAGAGCUUGCUCACAGGCUACAUCAUCCUCAUCAUUAUCCUAAACCGUUAACUUAGAAAUUACUGUAAGUUUACUUGGCUUUUGUAAACAUGGUAAGUCUCCCCCAUAAUUAGAACUUGCUAUAUUAAGGCAGUGUAUGUUUGUACAUUAUUGGAAUUUUUUCUGUGUAUGAACAAAGAAAGAACAUAGAGAUAAACUCCUGGCUGUUUCUGUAGGUGUUACCCUUCUUCCAAUGAGUACAGUUAGUGAAGAAGGCGUGAUGACUGUCAGAAAUGAGGCUUGUGAUCAGCUGCUAGCUCAGAGAGUUGAAAUAAAGAUGAAGAGCAAAAAAACAUCAGAUGUCAUGAACAGACUUCAUGUUGCCAUGCCAACACAGAGAGAUCAGAAAGAGAGACCACCCUGCAUUCCUCAGGUAAUGCUGCACUAUCCCGAACAUCUUAUAAAAGAACUGUAGUCAAUCCCUAAAGCCUGCGGUGAUCAGUAUCGACUUUCUUUCCAAGGAAUCAAUGUGUAAUUUAAUAAAGAAAUAGUGAGAGUUAGGGCUUUGAUCAUACAAGAAAAUUGUCUUAGUAGGUUAACACUGGUUGUACAAGAGAUACAUGAACUCUCGUGGAAGUUUGUGCUGCUUAGUAUAGACUCCGUUACUGCGCUUUUCACAAAAUAUGCAAGCUUUUUAGUUCAAAAGCCGCCUUCACAAUUGCGUUUUUUGCUGCCCUCAAUCAUAAUUACACUUUUACCAUCACAAGCAAUAAACCUUGAAAACAGAAACACACAAAACGGAUCGAAAUCCACUAAUCACAGAUCACAAGCCAUGACCUUUUGNGUGUAUGUUUGUACAUUAUUGGAAUUUUUUCUGUGUAUGAACAAAGAAAGAACAUAGAGAUAAACUCCUGGCUGUUUCUGUAGGUGUUACCCUUCUUCCAAUGAGUACAGUUAGUGAAGAAGGCGUGAUGACUGUCAGAAAUGAGGCUUGUGAUCAGCUGCUAGCUCAGAGAGUUGAAAUAAAGAUGAAGAGCAAAAAAACAUCAGAUGUCAUGAACAGACUUCAUGUUGCCAUGCCAACACAGAGAGAUCAGAAAGAGAGACCACCCUGCAUUCCUCAGGUAAUGCUGCACUAUCCCGAACAUCUUAUAAAAGAACUGUAGUCAAUCCCUAAAGCCUGCGGUGAUCAGUAUCGACUUUCUUUCCAAGGAAUCAAUGUGUAAUUUAAUAAAGAAAUAGUGAGAGUUAGGGCUUUGAUCAUACAAGAAAAUUGUCUUAGUAGGUUAACACUGGUUGUACAAGAGAUACAUGAACUCUCGUGGAAGUUUGUGCUGCUUAGUAUAGACUCCGUUACUGCGCUUUUCACAAAAUAUGCAAGCUUUUUAGUUCAAAAGCCGCCUUCACAAUUGCGUUUUUUGCUGCCCUCAAUCAUAAUUACACUUUUACCAUCACAAGCAAUAAACCUUGAAAACAGAAACACACAAAACGGAUCGAAAUCCACUAAUCACAGAUCACAAGCCAUGACCUUUUGAACCCAUUUAAGUAAAGUUCUGUUUCCUGAGAGGUCCGCUAAGAUGAUUGACGGCAGGGAAAAAACACAAACGUUAGUUGGCUUUUGAACUUCGGAGUUCACGUGUUUUUGAAAACCGCAGUAAUGUAGAAAAAAAUACCACACUAGAUGACUGUUUGUUUUAUUGGCAUAAACAGCACCAACCAUGCACAAACAUUGAGUUCUGUAUAAAUAGAGUGUGAACACAUCAGAUUUUUCUUUGCACUGUUCCUUUUUGAGAGCUUAAAGAUAAACAAAGAGAACCAAAUAAAAAAGCGUAUAAAGAAAGCCCAGGGUGAAGUGGGUUUUUCUAUCAGGCUAUUGAAUUCUGUUCUUAACUUGCCUAACGGGCAAGUGAAGUUUUUCAGGGAAUUCAAAUUACAGAAGAAGUUAUUAAGUUAUUAUGCUACGCCUGUAGCUAUACUUUUCCCGAAUGGCAGGCUGUAAAACUGACUUUCUUUGCACCCUGCUUUAUAGUGCCUUAUGAUGGUUUAAUUAUUACUGACAAAUGUGCAUGAAAUAAAUCAUAUCUGAGAACUGUGGAAAUGACAUUAAAAAAAUGAAAAAUGAUCGUUGCACUUGUGAUUUAUGAUUUUCAUACAUUGUAGCUUAGUUGGUUAGAGUGUCGCACUGGUAUUGCAAGGUCAUGGGUUCAAAUUUCAUGGAAGUCAUGAAUCUUUUUCAGGCUUCUUACACAAUUGCAUAAAUUGCGUUCACAACUGCAAGGAUCAUUCUUCAUUUGUUUUAAAUAUUACUGUUAAUAACCAUUCUGUCAAGGUGAUUGUAAUACAUGUAUUUAUUAGAUCUACACUGUGUCACAUUGCAAGAAAUUAUGUCCACAGAGAGAGUUUAGAUUGUCUUAUAAUAUUGAUUCAAAAUUUAUUUUUGCUACUUCAUAUACAGGCUGUAUUGGACAAAAGGCAGGCUAUGGUUGUUGAAGGAGCCCAGCCCAAGCGCAAACUGGCCAGAGAUCUGGAGAUUGAGAUGGGAGAAGAUUACUACAUGGAUAUGCGGGAGCAUUGGGAUCUGGCAAAAGGUGAUGAGAAUCAUGAUAUUUUACCAGAGAUUUACCUUGGAAAGAAUGUGGCUGACUUCAUUGAUCCAGAUAUUAUGAAGGUGAGGUUUCAACUUGGAGUUGUAGUGUUAAAGUUUCAAUAUGUGAAAAGUAACAGGUCAAACCAAGAGAGGAGCCCUAAACACAAAGGGGACUUUGUGUCCUUUUUGAAUCUGCCUCAUCUGAGAUUUGUAUAUGUCACUACAAUAACUGAAUUAAUUAUUUAAUAAUCGAUUAGAUGUGUUUAUAAAAAAUCAGUCAAUUGAUCAAUCAAUCAAUACACUUGGUAAUACAAAUGAAGGCCAUUUCCAAGUUCCAAAAAGUCUCACUUUCAAAAUGAGGCUAAAUGCAAAACCUUUCUUGUGAAAACAAGUUUUAUUUGCAUGAUAACAAAGCUCGUUUUCAUUUCAAUGCUUUUGCGCUUACGGGGCUCCAAAUAACAGUCUGUUAUUGGACAUUAGCUGACCAAAAUUUGCUAGUUCAGUGUCCGAUUCUUCAGGCGCCUUACCGCUAGGUGGAUCUGGUACCUUUUUGUUAUCACAAAAAUAAAUAUUUGAAUUUCUUUCGUUACAGAAAUUAGAAGAGCUAGAGAAAGAAGAGGAACUGCGUGAGGCUGCAGGGCUUUAUGACUCUGAACCAGUAAGAGAGUGUCGUAGUAAUUUUUGGAUCAUUAUCAUCAUUUUGCCCACCUGACCCUCCCUUAAGCCGACAUUUUGCCCCAAGUAAGAAGUAAGUGUUAAUGUUGGCCUGUAAUAAAUCUUGCCAAGAUUCCUGUGGUAAUUCUUACCAAGAUUCUUGCCAACAUUCCUGUAAUAAUUCGUACCAAGAUUCUUGCCAAGAUUGUUGCCAACAUUCCUGUGGUAAUUCUUGCCAAGAGUCUUGCCAAAAUUCCCGUGUUGCAAUUCUUCCCAAGAUUCUUGACAAGAUUCUGGUGGUAAUUCUUGCCAAGAUUCUUGCCAAGAUACCCAGAGUAAUUCUUACCAAGAUUAUUGCCAACAUACCCAUAGUAAUUCUUACCACGAUUCUUGCCAAGAUACCUAUAGCAAAUCUUACCAAGAUUCUUGCUGAGAUACCCGUAGUAAUUGUUGCCAAGAUUCCUCAGCAAUUCUUGCCGAGAUUCUUGCCAAGAUCCCUGCGGUAAUUCUUACCAAGAUUGUUGCCAAGACUCCCGAGGAGAUUCUUGCAAAGACUCCCGUAGUAAUUGUUACCAAUAUUCCCUUAGUUAAUCUUGCCAAGAUACCCGUGGUAAUUCUUGCCAAGAUACCCAUUGUAAUUCUUACCAAGAUUCUUGCCAAGAUUCCGGUGGUAAUUCUUGCCAAGAUUCUUGCCAAGAUACCCAUUGUAAUUCUUACCAAGAUUCUUGCCAAGAUUCCUGUGGUAAUUCUUACCAAGAUUGCCAAGAUACGUAUAGUAAAUCGUACCAAGAUCCUUGCAAAGAUACUUAUAGUAAUUCUUACCAAGAUUUUUCCCAAGAUUCCCGUUGUAAUUCUUGCUAAGAUUCUUGGCAAGAUACCCAUUGUACUUCUUAGCAAGAUUCUUGACAAGAUACCUAUAGUAAUUCUUACCAAGAUUCUUCCCAACAUUCCUGUGGCAAUUCGUGCCAAGAUCCCCGCGGUAAUUCUUACCAAGAUUCUUGCCAAGAAUUCGUAGUAAUUCUUCCCAAGAUUCUUGCCAAGACUCCUGUGGUAAUUCUUACCAAGAUUCUUGCCAAGAUUCCUGUGGUAAUUCUUACGAAGAUUCAGUGGUAAUUCUUACCAAGAUUCUUGCCAAGAUUCUCGUAGUAAUUCUUCCCAAGAUUCUUGCCAAGACUCCUGUGGUAAUUCUUACCAAAAUUCUUGCCAAGAUUCCUGUGGUAAUUCUUGCCAAGAUUCCCGUGGUAAUUCUUGCCAAGUUUCUUGCCAAGAUUCCUGUGGUAAUUCUUGCAAAGAUUCCCGUAGUGGUUCUUGCCAUGAUUCUUGCCAAGAUACCCAUAGUAAUUCUUACGAAGAUUCUUGCCAAGAUACCCAUAGUGAUUAUUACCAAGAUUCUUGCCAACAUACCCAUAGUAAUUCUUACCAAGAUUCUUGCCGUGAUACCCAUAGUAAUUGUUGCCAAGAUUCCUGUCGCAAUUCUUGCUGAGAUUCUAGCCAAGAUCCUCGCGGUAAUUCUUACCAAGAUUCUUGCCAAGAUUCUUGUAAUAAUUCUUACCAAGAUUCUUUCCAAGAUUCUCGCGGUAAUUCUAUCCAAGAUUCUUGCCAAGAUUCCCGUGGAGAUUCUUGCCAAGAUUCUUGCCAAGAUACCCAGAGUAAUUCUUACGAAGAUUUUUGCAAAGAUACCGAUAGUAAAUCUUACCAAGAUUCUUGCCAAGAUUCCCGUUCAAAUUCUUGUCAAGAUUUCCCGUGGUAACUCUUACCAAGGUUCUUUCCAAGAUACCUAUAGUAAAUCUUACUAAGAUUCCUGCCAAGAUACCUGUAAAAACUCUUACCAAGAUUCUUGCCAAGAUUCCCGUUUUAAUUCUUGCCAAGAUUCUUGCCAAGAUACCCAUGGUAAGUCUUAGUAAAGAUUAUGGUAAUAAUCUAAGGGCACUAUUAAGAAGGGUUCUAAAAACGGUUCUAUGGGUAUCAUUAAGAAUGGUUCUAAGAACGGUUCUAUUGAUAUCAUUUAGAAUGAUCCUAAGAACGGUUCAUACCCGAAGUAAUUCUUUCCAAGAUUCUUCUUAAGAUCCCUAUGGCAAUUCUUGCCGAGAUUCUUUCCAAGAUCUUCGCGGUAAUUCUUACCAAGGUUCUUGCCAAGAUUCCUGCAGUAAUUCUUACCAAGAUUCUUUUUAAGAUUCCUGUGGUAAUUCUUGCCAAGAUUCCCGUGGUAAUUCUCGCCAAGAUUCUUGCCAAGAUUUCCUGUGGUAAUUCUUGCCAAGAUUCUUGCCAAGAUACCCAGAGUAAUUCCUACUAAGAUUCUUUCCAAGAUUCCCGCGGUAAAUAUUACCAAGAUUCUUGCCAAGAUUCCCGUGGAGAUUCCUGCAAAUAUUCCCGUAGUAAUUCUUACCAAAAAUUCCCGUACUAAAUCUUGCCAAAAUUUCGGUGGUAAUUCUUGCCAAGAUUCUUGCCAAGAUUCCCGUGGUAAUUCUUGCCAAGAUACCCAAAGUAAUUAUUACCAAGAUUCUUGCCAACAUACCCAUAGUAAUUCUUACCAAGAUUCUUGCCGUGAUACACAUAGUAAUUCUUGCCAAGAUUCCUGUGGCAAUUCUUGCUGAGAUUCUAGCCAAGAUCCUCGCGGUAAUUCUUACCAAGAUUCUUGCUAAGAUUCCUGUAAUAAUUCUUACCAAGAUUCUUUCGAAGAUUCUCGCGGUAAUUCUAUCCAAGAUUCUUGCCAAGAUUCCCGUGGAGAUUCUUGCCAAGAUUCUUGCCAAGAUACCCAGAGUAAUUCUUACGAAGAUUUUUGCCAAGAUUCCCGUUCAAAUUCUUGCCAAGAUUUACCGUGGUAAUUCUUACCAAGACUCUUGCCAAGAUACUUAUAGUAAAUCUUACUAAGAUUCUUGCCAAGAUACCUAUAAAAACUCUUACCAAGAUUCUUGCCAAGAUUCCCGUUUUAAUUCUUGGGAAGAUUCUUGCCAAGAUAUCCAUGGUAAGUCUUAGUAAAGAUUAUGGUAAAUUAGAUUCCCGUGAUGAUUCUUCCCAAGAUUUUUGCCAAGAUACCCAUAGUAAUUCUUACCAAGAUUCUUGCCAAGAUACUUAUAGUAAUCUUUCCAAGAUUUUUGCCAAGAUUCACGUAGUAAUUCUUACCACGAUAAGAUUCCCGUGGUAAUUAGUGCCAAGGUUCCUGUGGUAAUUCUUCCCAAGAUUCCAGUAGUGAUUCUUGCCAAGAUACCCAUACUAAUUCUUACCAAGAUUGUUGCCAACAUACCCAUAGUAAUUCUUACCAAGAAUCUUGCCGAGAUACCUAUAGUAUAUCUUACCACGAUUCUUGCCAACAUACCCAUAGUACUUCUUGCCGAGAUUCUAGCCAAGAUCCUCGCGGUAGUUCUUACCAAGAUUCUUCUCAAGAUUCCUGUAAUAAUUCUUACCAAGAUUCUUUCCAAGACACCCAUAGUAAUUCUUACCAAGAUUCUUGCCAAGAUACCCACUUUCUUGGCACGCUGCAAGAUACUUAUAGCAAUUCUUACCAAUAUUCUUGCCAAGAUACCUAUGGUAAAUCUUACCAAGAUUCUUACCAAGGUACCGAUAGUAAAUCUUACCAAGAUUUUUACCAAGGUACCCAUAGUAAUUCUUACCAAGAUUCUUGCCAAGAUACCUAUAGUAAAUCUUACCAAGAUUCUUGCCAAGAUACUCAUGGUAAAUCUUGCCAAGAUUCUUACCAGAGUACCAAUAAUAAAUCUUCCCAAGAUUCUUACCAAGAUACCCAUAGUAAUUCGUACGAAGAUUCUUGCCAAGAUACCCAUAGUAAUUUUUACCCAGAGUCUUGCCAUAACUAUAGUAAAUCUUACCAAGAUUUUUGCCAAGAUACUUAUAGUUAUUCUUACCAACACUUUUGUCAAGAUUUCCGUUGUAAUUCUUGCCAAGAUUCUAGCCAAGAUACCCAUUGUACUUCUUACGAGGAUUCUUGCCAAGAUACCUAUAGUAAUUCUUGCCAAGAUUCUUGCCAAGAUUUUUGUAGUAAUUCGUACCAAGAUUCGCGUAGUUAAUCUUGCCAAGAUUACCGUGGUAAUUCUUGCCAAGAUUCCCCGUGGUGAUUCUUGCCAAGAUUCUAGCCAAGACAGGGGGCAAAGAAAGCCAGUUUUACAGCGUGCCAUUCGGGCAAGCUGUAGCUAGCAUGUACUAGCCGGAAAGUCAUUUCAACUAGCCCCCCCAAAAUUUGUGAAGCAGGAUUGAUUACAGUUCUUCUGUAAUUUGAAUUUCCGCCCAAAAAAUUCACUUGCCCAUCGGGCAAUUUAAUAACAGAAUUCUCUAGCCCGACAGCAAAAUCCUCUAGCCCCGAGCUAUCGGACACCACUUUCUUUGCACGCUGCAAGAUACUUAUAGCAAUUCUUACCAAUAUUCUUGCCAAUAUACCUAUGGUAAAUCUUACCAAGAUUCUUACCAAGGUACCGAUAGUAAAUCUUACAAAGAUUUUUACCAAGGUACCCAUAGUAAUUCUUACCAAGAUUCUUGCCAAGAUACUUAUCGUAAAUCUUACGAAGAUUCUUGCCAAGAUUCCCAUAGUAAUUCUUACCAAGAUUCUUGUCAAGAUUACCGUAGUAAUUCCUGCAAGAUUCUUCCCAAGAUUCCCGUGGAAAUUCUUGCCAAGAUUACCGUAGUAAUUCUUACCAAGAUUGUUGCCAAGAUACCCAUAGUAAUUCUUACCAAGAUUCUUGCCAAGAUUACCGUAGUAAUUCCUGCCAAGAUUCCUGCCAAGAUUCCCGUGGAAAUUCUUGCCAAGAUUACCGUAGUAAUUCCUGCCAAGAUUCUUGCCAAGAUUCACGUGGUAAUUCUUGCCAAGAUUCUUGCCACGAUUCCCGUAGUAAUUCUUGCCAAGAUUCUUGCCAUGAUACCCAUAGUAAUUCUUACCAAGAUUCGUGCCAAGAUUCCCGUGGUAAUUCUUGCCAAGAUUCCUGUGGUAAUUCUUGCCGUACCAAGAUUCUUGCCAAGACACCUAUAGUAAAUCUUACCAAUAUUCUUGCCAUGAUACCCAUGGUUAAUCUUACCAAGAUUUUUCCUAAGAUACUUAUAGUAAUCGUUCCUAGAUUUUUGCCAAGAUUCCCGUAGUAAUUCUUACCACCAUAAGCUUCCCGUGGUAAUUCGUGCCAAGAUUCCUGUGGUAAUUUUUGCCAAGAUUCCAGUAGUGAUUCUUGCCAAGAUACCCAUACUAAUUCUUACCAAGAUUGUUGCCAACAUACCCAUAGUAAUUAUUACAAAGAAUCUUGCCGAGAUACCUAUAGUAUAUCUUACCAAGAUUCUUGCCAACAUACCCAUAGUACUUCUUGCCGAGAUUCUAGCCAAGAUCCUCUCGGUGGUUCUUACCAAGAUUCUUCUCAAGAUUCCUGUAAUAAUUCUUACCAAGAUUCUUUCCAAGACACCCAUAGUAAUUCUUACCAAGAUUCUUUCCAAGAUUCCCGUGGUAAUUCUUGCCAAGAUUCUUGCCAAGAUACCCAUAGUAAUUCUUACCAAGAUUCUUGCCAAUAUACCUAUAGUAAAUUUUACCAAGAUUCUUGCCAAGAUACUCAUGGUAAAUCUUACCAAGAUUCUUACCAGAGUACCGAUAAUAAAUCUUCCCAAGAUUCUUACCAAGAUACCCAUAGUAAUUCGUACGAAGAUUCUUGCCAAGAUACCCAUAGUAAUUUUUACCCAGAGUCUUGCCAUAACUAUAGUAAAUCUUACCAAGAUUUUUGCCAAGAUACUUAUACUUAUUCUUACCAACACUUUUGUCAAGAUUUCCGUUGUAAUUCUUGCCAAGAUUCUUGCCAAGAUACCCAUUGUACUUCUUACGAGGAUUCUUGCCAAGAUACCUAUAGUAAUUCUUGCCAGGAUUCUUGCCAAGAUUUUUGUAGUAAUUCGUACCAAUAUUCGCGUAGUUAAUCUUGCCAAGAUUCCCAUGGUAAUUCUUGCCAAGAUUCUAGCCAAGACAGGGGGCAAAGAAAGUCAGUUUUACAGCCUGCCAUUCGGGCAAGCUGUAGCUAGCAUGUACUAGCCGGAAAGUCAUUUCAACUAGCCCCCCCAAAAUUUGUGAAGCAGGAUUGAUUACAGUUCUUCUGUAAUUUGAAUUUCCGCCCAAAAAAUUCACUUGCCCAUCGGGCAAUUUAAUAACAGAAUUCUCUAGCCCGACAGCAAAAUCCACUACCCUCGGGCUAUCGGACACCACUUUCUUUGCACGCUGCAAGAUACUUAUAGCAAUUCUUACUAAUAUUCUUGCCAAGAUUCCUAUGGUAAAUCUUACCAAGAUUUUUACCAAGGUACCCAUAGUAAUUCUUACCAAGAUUCUUGCCAAGAUACCUAUAGUAAAUCUUACCAAGAUUCUUGCCAAGAUUCCCAUAGUAAUUCUUACCAAGAUUCUUGCCAAGAUUACCGUAGUAAUUCCUGGCAAGAUUCCCGUGGAAAUUCUUGCCAAGAUUACCGUAGUAAUUCUUACCAAGAUUCUUGCCAAGAUACCCAUAGUAAUUCUUAGCAAGAUUCUUGCCAAGAUUACCGUAGUAAUUCCUGCCAAGAUUCUUGCCAAGAUUCCCGUGGAAAUUCUUGCCAAGAUUACCGUAGUAAUUCCUACCAAGAUUCUUGCCAAGAUUCACGUGGUAAUUCUUGCCAAGAUUCUUGCCACGAUUCCCGUCGUAAUUCUUGCCAAGAUUCUUGCCGUGAUACCCAUAGUAAUUCUUACCAAGAUUCUUGCCAACAUACCCUUAGUAAUUCCUACCAAGAUUCUCGCCAAGAUACCUUCAGUAAAUCUUACCAAGAGUCUUGCCAAGAUACCCAUAGUAAUUCUUGCCAAGACUCUUGCCAAGAUUCCUGUGGCAAUUCUUGCGGAGAUUCUUGCCAAGAUUACCGUAGUAAUUCCUACCAAGAUUCUUGCCAAGAUUCACGUGGUAAUUCUUGCCAAUAUUCUUCCCACGAUUCCCGUAGGAAUUCUUGCCAAGAUUCUUCCAAAGAUAACAUACCCAUAGUAAUUCUUACCAAGAUUCUUGCCAAGAUACCUAUAGUAAAUCUUACCAAGACUCUUACCGAGAUACCCAUCGUGAUUCUUGCCAAGAUUCCUGUGGCAGUUCUUGCGGGGAUUCUUGCCAAGAUUACCGCUGUAAUUCCUACCAAGAUUCUUGCCAAGAUUCACGUGUUAAUUCUUACCAAGAUUCCCUGUGGUAAUUCUUGCCAAGAUUCCCUGUGGUAAUUCUUACCAAGAUUCUAGCCAAGAAAGCCAUAGUAGUUCUUACCAAUAUUUUUGCCAAGGUACCUUUAGUAAAUCUUACCAAGAUUCUUGCCAAGAUUUUUGUAGUAAAUCUUACCAAUAUUCUUACAUUUGUAUUAAGAUUCCCGUAGAAAUUCUUACUAUUUUUCUUUUUAAGGUUCUUGUAGUAAUUGUUAGUAAGGUUCUUACCAAGAUUUCCUUAGUGUUUUUACUGUGUAAUUUUGGUGGCCUGAGCAUGUGCGGUUUUGAAGUUAUAGAAGCUGGUCUCUAGAGUUCCCCCCGGGCGCAGGGAGCAAAAACAACAUCCCUGUAUGCAUAGGGUUAAAUGCUCUCUCGUGUGUCGCCUGACUUUCCUCUAUCGCGGUUACUGGUCACUUCUCGAAUUAUUGAUAAUGGUUUUUGAGGUUUUUUUAUGGUAUUUGUCUCGUUUUACAGGAGGAAUUGGACUCUGAGGAAGAGGAUAUAAGAAAUAAAGCUGAACAGUGAGUUAUAUGUUUAAUUAUAUAUUAGCGAGUCUCUGAAUUUACUUGUCUUGGUUAAAGCUUUCUGAGCGCAAUUUUCUCUUUACUUUAGAAUCCGCGAAAAGAAAAAGCUUAUUGUCAAAGCUCAUCGUGAGAUGAAACCACAACUAGCCCCCCCAAAAUUUGUGAAGCAGGAUUGAUUACAGUUCUUCUGUAAUUUGAAUUUCCGCCCAAAAAAUUCACUUGCCCAUCGGGCAAUUUAAUAACAGAAUUCUCUAGCCCGACAGCAAAAUCCUCUAGCCCCGAGCUAUCGGACACCACUUUCUUUGCACGCUGCAAGAUACUUAUAGCAAUUCUUACCAAUAUUCUUGCCAAUAUACCUAUGGUAAAUCUUACCAAGAUUCUUACCAAGGUACCGAUAGUAAAUCUUACAAAGAUUUUUACCAAGGUACCCAUAGUAAUUCUUACCAAGAUUCUUGCCAAGAUACUUAUCGUAAAUCUUACGAAGAUUCUUGCCAAGAUUCCCAUAGUAAUUCUUACCAAGAUUCUUGUCAAGAUUACCGUAGUAAUUCCUGCAAGAUUCUUCCCAAGAUUCCCGUGGAAAUUCUUGCCAAGAUUACCGUAGUAAUUCUUACCAAGAUUGUUGCCAAGAUACCCAUAGUAAUUCUUACCAAGAUUCUUGCCAAGAUUACCGUAGUAAUUCCUGCCAAGAUUCCUGCCAAGAUUCCCGUGGAAAUUCUUGCCAAGAUUACCGUAGUAAUUCCUGCCAAGAUUCUUGCCAAGAUUCACGUGGUAAUUCUUGCCAAGAUUCUUGCCACGAUUCCCGUAGUAAUUCUUGCCAAGAUUCUUGCCAUGAUACCCAUAGUAAUUCUUACCAAGAUUCGUGCCAAGAUUCCCGUGGUAAUUCUUGCCAAGAUUCCUGUGGUAAUUCUUGCCGUACCAAGAUUCUUGCCAAGACACCUAUAGUAAAUCUUACCAAUAUUCUUGCCAUGAUACCCAUGGUUAAUCUUACCAAGAUUUUUCCUAAGAUACUUAUAGUAAUCGUUCCUAGAUUUUUGCCAAGAUUCCCGUAGUAAUUCUUACCACCAUAAGCUUCCCGUGGUAAUUCGUGCCAAGAUUCCUGUGGUAAUUUUUGCCAAGAUUCCAGUAGUGAUUCUUGCCAAGAUACCCAUACUAAUUCUUACCAAGAUUGUUGCCAACAUACCCAUAGUAAUUAUUACAAAGAAUCUUGCCGAGAUACCUAUAGUAUAUCUUACCAAGAUUCUUGCCAACAUACCCAUAGUACUUCUUGCCGAGAUUCUAGCCAAGAUCCUCUCGGUGGUUCUUACCAAGAUUCUUCUCAAGAUUCCUGUAAUAAUUCUUACCAAGAUUCUUUCCAAGACACCCAUAGUAAUUCUUACCAAGAUUCUUUCCAAGAUUCCCGUGGUAAUUCUUGCCAAGAUUCUUGCCAAGAUACCCAUAGUAAUUCUUACCAAGAUUCUUGCCAAUAUACCUAUAGUAAAUUUUACCAAGAUUCUUGCCAAGAUACUCAUGGUAAAUCUUACCAAGAUUCUUACCAGAGUACCGAUAAUAAAUCUUCCCAAGAUUCUUACCAAGAUACCCAUAGUAAUUCGUACGAAGAUUCUUGCCAAGAUACCCAUAGUAAUUUUUACCCAGAGUCUUGCCAUAACUAUAGUAAAUCUUACCAAGAUUUUUGCCAAGAUACUUAUACUUAUUCUUACCAACACUUUUGUCAAGAUUUCCGUUGUAAUUCUUGCCAAGAUUCUUGCCAAGAUACCCAUUGUACUUCUUACGAGGAUUCUUGCCAAGAUACCUAUAGUAAUUCUUGCCAGGAUUCUUGCCAAGAUUUUUGUAGUAAUUCGUACCAAUAUUCGCGUAGUUAAUCUUGCCAAGAUUCCCAUGGUAAUUCUUGCCAAGAUUCUAGCCAAGACAGGGGGCAAAGAAAGUCAGUUUUACAGCCUGCCAUUCGGGCAAGCUGUAGCUAGCAUGUACUAGCCGGAAAGUCAUUUCAACUAGCCCCCCCAAAAUUUGUGAAGCAGGAUUGAUUACAGUUCUUCUGUAAUUUGAAUUUCCGCCCAAAAAAUUCACUUGCCCAUCGGGCAAUUUAAUAACAGAAUUCUCUAGCCCGACAGCAAAAUCCACUACCCUCGGGCUAUCGGACACCACUUUCUUUGCACGCUGCAAGAUACUUAUAGCAAUUCUUACUAAUAUUCUUGCCAAGAUUCCUAUGGUAAAUCUUACCAAGAUUUUUACCAAGGUACCCAUAGUAAUUCUUACCAAGAUUCUUGCCAAGAUACCUAUAGUAAAUCUUACCAAGAUUCUUGCCAAGAUUCCCAUAGUAAUUCUUACCAAGAUUCUUGCCAAGAUUACCGUAGUAAUUCCUGGCAAGAUUCCCGUGGAAAUUCUUGCCAAGAUUACCGUAGUAAUUCUUACCAAGAUUCUUGCCAAGAUACCCAUAGUAAUUCUUAGCAAGAUUCUUGCCAAGAUUACCGUAGUAAUUCCUGCCAAGAUUCUUGCCAAGAUUCCCGUGGAAAUUCUUGCCAAGAUUACCGUAGUAAUUCCUACCAAGAUUCUUGCCAAGAUUCACGUGGUAAUUCUUGCCAAGAUUCUUGCCACGAUUCCCGUCGUAAUUCUUGCCAAGAUUCUUGCCGUGAUACCCAUAGUAAUUCUUACCAAGAUUCUUGCCAACAUACCCUUAGUAAUUCCUACCAAGAUUCUCGCCAAGAUACCUUCAGUAAAUCUUACCAAGAGUCUUGCCAAGAUACCCAUAGUAAUUCUUGCCAAGACUCUUGCCAAGAUUCCUGUGGCAAUUCUUGCGGAGAUUCUUGCCAAGAUUACCGUAGUAAUUCCUACCAAGAUUCUUGCCAAGAUUCACGUGGUAAUUCUUGCCAAUAUUCUUCCCACGAUUCCCGUAGGAAUUCUUGCCAAGAUUCUUCCAAAGAUAACAUACCCAUAGUAAUUCUUACCAAGAUUCUUGCCAAGAUACCUAUAGUAAAUCUUACCAAGACUCUUACCGAGAUACCCAUCGUGAUUCUUGCCAAGAUUCCUGUGGCAGUUCUUGCGGGGAUUCUUGCCAAGAUUACCGCUGUAAUUCCUACCAAGAUUCUUGCCAAGAUUCACGUGUUAAUUCUUACCAAGAUUCCCUGUGGUAAUUCUUGCCAAGAUUCCCUGUGGUAAUUCUUACCAAGAUUCUAGCCAAGAAAGCCAUAGUAGUUCUUACCAAUAUUUUUGCCAAGGUACCUUUAGUAAAUCUUACCAAGAUUCUUGCCAAGAUUUUUGUAGUAAAUCUUACCAAUAUUCUUACAUUUGUAUUAAGAUUCCCGUAGAAAUUCUUACUAUUUUUCUUUUUAAGGUUCUUGUAGUAAUUGUUAGUAAGGUUCUUACCAAGAUUUCCUUAGUGUUUUUACUGUGUAAUUUUGGUGGCCUGAGCAUGUGCGGUUUUGAAGUUAUAGAAGCUGGUCUCUAGAGUUCCCCCCGGGCGCAGGGAGCAAAAACAACAUCCCUGUAUGCAUAGGGUUAAAUGCUCUCUCGUGUGUCGCCUGACUUUCCUCUAUCGCGGUUACUGGUCACUUCUCGAAUUAUUGAUAAUGGUUUUUGAGGUUUUUUUAUGGUAUUUGUCUCGUUUUACAGGAGGAAUUGGACUCUGAGGAAGAGGAUAUAAGAAAUAAAGCUGAACAGUGAGUUAUAUGUUUAAUUAUAUAUUAGCGAGUCUCUGAAUUUACUUGUCUUGGUUAAAGCUUUCUGAGCGCAAUUUUCUCUUUACUUUAGAAUCCGCGAAAAGAAAAAGCUUAUUGUCAAAGCUCAUCGUGAGAUGAAACCAAGAAACAACAAAGCAAAACUUUCACGUUCCGCGUUCCUUAGGGUAAGUUAGAACUUUUACAGCAAGGAGCCCAAAAGUGUGACCUUACAUUCUUUCGUGCAGAUUUAAUCCAAUCAGAAGCCAGCUGGAAACUGUCCUCCACCUCUGAUUGGUUAAUGUCUGCAUGAAAGAAUGUGAGGUCACACUUUUGGGCCCCCUCACAUCGUUUCUGUUUUGUUUCUCGGUGAGGAGUAGUAUGUACUGUAAAUUUUUUGGGACAAAAAAAAAAGAUAAGUGUCAAAUCAUAGCGUAAUGGGACUGCUCUAGAAUGAUUCUGUGUUUAUUCACAUCACAACCAGUCUGGUACUAGUGAGCAGUCCGAAGUCUAACGGUCCAGGCGUUACACUCUUCCGUGGACGACUUAAUGGAUGUGUGUAAGGCCGUCGCCGAGAAGGCGAUAGUUUUACUAUCAGUUCGCACUUGUGAAACUAAUGGAUACUCACAAGUGGAGUUAUAGUGCAGGUUAACAAUCACAAUCUCUCUGGCCAAUCACGAGACCCACUGAGAGAUAAGUGCUUGAUCAGCUUAAACAGGGCGUGCUGGCGGAAAUUCUAGGAGAAGUGCUUUCAAUAAAAUAUUAUCCUCUCAUUCACGACCCCACGUGGCGCAGUGGUAAAAUUAUUUCCCGGCACGUACGAGGUGCUGAGUUACGGGCGAAAAGCCUCUUUUCUUUUCUCUCUUCUCUCUCCUUUUUUUUUUUUUUCUUUUUUGUUUUCCUUUGCGUUUAGUAUUUUUAGUCAUUUUACUUUUGUUUUGUUUCUUUAUGUAGCGUUAGUUUUUUGACAUUUAUAUAUUUUCUUCCCUAUUGCCUUAUUUCCCUUUCAUCCUACUUGUUGCCGUUCCCACGAAGUGCUCCGCGAGGUCUUGCGAUUCGCGUAUUUCUAGUUAUCGAUUUAAAUCUGAUUGGUUAAAACAAGUGGUGCGAACUUUUUCAGGCAACCACAGAGCAAAGCAAUGUAAAGCCAAGGAUUGAAAAGUUUUUAUCCGGACCACGUGUGGUUUCGUUGUUUUAAUCUUUUAAUAUUUUUUGUACAUAGGCUCAAGCCGCUCGCAGCCGAAAAAAGAGUGAUACUGAUUUGGGUGAGGCAAUGGAAGGCAUUGAAGAGGUAGGCAGUAUUUUUAUCAUGCGCACCUAUUAUCAUUGUUUAUUUCAUGUAUAACACUGGAUGUGUACCCAUCCGUAUUUGCAGGGAGAUGAGACUGUAACAAGAUCUCGUUCCCUGACCCCAAUGAGUCGGAAAAGAAAGAGAGCGGCUAGCAGUGGAGCGCGCAGCUUAUCGCGGCAACCACGUGACCAGUCUGGAAUCGGAUCCCCAGAGGUAAAAAACAAAACAACAGCGGUAGAAGACAUAAGCACUCUGAAAUAGCCUUCUUUUUAAUGCAUGCACGCACAUUUUCUAGCGUGAGUCAGCCAGGAUCGAGCCCAGCUUGUAUAGUCUGCAAAGACUUCUUUGUUUCCAUAAAAGUGUGAGCAGCUUUGAGGCUUUCAUUCAAAGACUUUAAAAACACCACCAACGUGCCUAUUUUAUGCAGUUUAAUUGCUCAUUACUCAAUGAAAAGUUUUCCUUAACAGGCUCCAAAGUUUAAUCUUAGAACCACCGUAUAAGGAUUUCCUACACAGACUCAAAAAUUCAAAUUAGCCUGUACAUCAUAAACAGGUAAACAGUAUCAAAGAAAAGUACGCCAAGGACUUAGAAAUGUACUCAAAGUCAUUAUUGUCCAUUUAAUUGGUUAAAUGGCGAAAGCCGCAGCCAUCUUGUGCAGCUGAGAAAAGUAUCAGAGACCGUUAGAUUCGAGGACGAAAGCGAGUACUAGUACGAGAUUUGAAUUUUUUUGCGUAUUACUUUAAAAAAAAUAAACCCCUGAAAACUUCAUUCUACUCUCUUUUUUCACCAGAAACAUUAGCACUGUUAUCAUUAUUGAAAGAGGUUAAGCCCUCUCCCGAUCGAGAAAUGAUAAAUCUUCUUACAUUUAAUAAGUUUUAUUAUUCAUUCAAAAUAUUUCCCCGAUUCUGAUUGGCUAAAAGCACACGCACAAUUCACCAUAACCAGCUACUGAUGACCAAAUCAGUUGGAAGAAUUUUGCGAUUAAUGAACCGAUAACGUCAAAACUGCAGCUUCCUUGGAGGUUAAUGCACCGUUAACCGAGAAGACCUGGGACGAGGUUGAGUUGUUUUGGCUGUGAAAACAAAAAUGGCGGACAUUUCACUUGUUUCAAGAGUAAGAACUAGGCGAAAUAAUAGCUAAAAACAUAGCAAGAAGACAACUCGAGGGGCGACAUCUGCUAUUUGGAGAAUAUUUGCGGAGCUGAACAACGCUAAACGUGCACUAUCGAAGAUGAACUUACAUCGAUGGAGGUAAGCAUGUUUUAGCUGUGUUUUUAAACUAGGAGUUAUUUUGAAUGAAUAAUAAAACAAUUAUUCAAUUCGGCUUUCGUAUCAUAUGAAGAAUUAUGGAGAUCUCGGAGGGUGUUAUCCGCCUCGGCCUACGGCAUCGACGGAUGACACCCUCCUCGAUCUGCAUAAUUCCUCAUAAGAUACUCAGCCUCAUUAAUUAAUUGUUGAAUAUCCGCCACUACGACAUUCAAGCUAAAACUUGAAUGGCGACGGCUAUCACGUUUUCCCGCCAAAAUGUUUUUCGCGCGCGCACACUGCUUAGCAUUGAGAAAUUCUCGUACUCGUUGUCAGCCUCGUCUUAGAAUCUAAAGGUCUCUAGUAACAAAAAUAACCGGCGAGGGAUUCUUUGCUCCGCUGACGCUGAACUCGUUUCCAACUGUUGUUGCUUUCAGAAGAAGAAAAAAGCGAAGAAACUUUCGAAGGUUGUUCAAAGAGGCCUCAAUCGUAUGGGUAAAGCAGGUAAGUCUAGGUGAUCUGCUUGAUUGAUUGAAAGAGAACCUCUCUCGAGGUGAACCGUGUAUGACAUAUGAGAGAGGAUAAGAGAAUUUGUGCGCUGAUCUGAUAUGUUUUGUUUUCCAGGAGAAGCAGACAGAAAGAUUUCCACAAAGAUGCCUAAGCACAUGUUUGCAGGCAAACGAAAAAUGAACAAGGUUUCCAGAAGAUAG